Messenger RNA from Kuraishia capsulata CBS 1993, 828 nucleotides. RefSeq lists its product as uncharacterized. The transcript has a single exon. Gene Ontology annotation, cellular component: membrane; cytoplasm. The record is from RefSeq and is a predicted model, not a curated record. Lineage: Eukaryota; Fungi; Ascomycota; Pichiomycetes; Pichiales; Pichiaceae. The coding region runs from base 1 to 828 and encodes 275 amino acids.
AUGAGUACUCAAUCCAAUAUGACCCUUCGCUGGCUGAGCGGUCUCAACAAAGCCUCCACACAUAAAAGAUGGUACAACAUUCCGGUCAUCAACUACAUCAUCAUGGCAUUCUUCUCGUUUCUAUUAAUCCGACUCACCUGGCACUAUCAUAGAUUAUACACGAAAUCUUCGCUGAUGGCGACCAUAGCCACAAAUCUGGUUCUGUUUGGAAUCGCUGAUACAAUGGCUCAAAGUAUAGCUGCAUUCUACUCCCCAUUGACCAGAAGGCGAAACUCCAGUGUGGCUUCUGCACUCGAAAGAGGGCAUGUUUUGCCGGAAGAACCUGUGGUGGAUAACAUCGAGAUGUUUGUCGAUUAUGGGGAUGAGAAUUACCAGGACGGUGAUACUCCAAAACCUACGGUAUUCCACCCUGCCGUUGACAGUGCUGCAUUUGAUUUUAAGAGAUUCUGGUAUUUCAUGUUUUGGGGGUUUCUGAUGGCUUUUGUCUCGAUUGGCUGGUAUACCAUUCUCAAUUCACUGUACUUGGACAUGCCUUACUUUGUAUCGGUUCUGGAGCGAGCUUUGACGGAUCAGCUGUGUUUUGCACCUGUCAGUCUGUUUUCAUUCUUCUCAUACAGCACCUUCGUCAUGGAAAAGGGCAAUAAGCUUGACCUCAAGGCCAAACUUGACAGUAUCUACCUGUCCACUCUAGUGGCCAAUUGGAGUGUGUGGUUUCCUGUUCAAUUUAUCAACUUUUUGAUUAUGCCCACCAAAUUCCAGGUUCCUUUCAGUUCUGGGGUUGGUGUUCUGUGGAACUGCUUCUUAUCGCUGCGAAACGCUUCCACGUGA